UAUAUGGAAAAGAAUGAAAUGUCCUACAAAACUCAGAAAAGCUCCCUCGUUGCAGCAGUUGAGCUGCUCCCAUCCCCACCACCAACUCUCUCUCUAACAUCUCCGACGAACCUUCUCUCCUCUCUCUCUUUCUUUUCUCUCCAUUUUCUUUCAGCUCCCUUCACUUCAUUCAGCUACAAUUUCGCCUUGCUUUCCUCAAAUGCGCACAGGAACCAAGUGAAAUUAGAGCAAGAUGCCACUGGUCAGGGUGCAGGUCAAGAGCGAGUUCGGGCUCGGAAAGCCCCAUCUCUACAUGGAGGCCAACAAUGAAGAUCCGAAAGCCGUCCUCGACGGUGUAGCCGUUGCUGGUCUCGUCGGGAUCUUGAAGCAGUUGGGUGACCUUGUCGAAUUUGCGGGGGAGGUUUUUCAUGGGUUGCAAGAACAGGUUAUGACAACAGCUUCCAGAAGUCACAAAGUCAUGGUUCGCCUCAAACAGAUUGAAGCUGCUCUUCCUUCAUUUGAAAAGGCAAUACUAACUCAAACAAGUCACAUUCAUUUUGCUUACACAGCUGGUUCUGAGUGGCAUCCUCGUAUUCGAACUGAACAAAAUCACUUCAUCUAUCAUGAUUUGCCACGAUUUAUGAUGGAUGCCUAUGAAGAAUGUCGUGAUCCUCCACAACUUCAUUUGCUUGAUAAAUUUGAUACGAGGGGUCCUGGAUCUUGUUUAAAGCGUUAUUCAGAUCCAACGUUCUUCAAGAAAACAUCAACCUCAGGAAAAAUAAGCUUGGAGAAGGUUCGGAGUGAAAAAAAGGCUCACAAGAUCAAGAGAAAAAGAUCAUUGGUACACAGUGGAGAAAUGAUACAUGGUGCAUCAAUUUCCAAUCCUAAUAGCAGCUUGCAGUUGACCUCCUUUUCAAAUGAAGGGGCGUCUCUUUCUCAAACCGCUACAGCUGAUCGGAUGAUGAAAUCAGAUGCUGGGGACUCUUUGAAUUCUUUUGAUUCUGGAACGGGGUCAGGAUAUGCUGGAAAUGUUUUGAAAUUAGGUUCUUCCUUGCAAACUAAAGAACAGGAGUUUAGGGAAUUUUCAAGUCCAAGUUUGAUGCAGUAUAGUGAUGCUGCUGAUUCAGUUCUCCCUGAUGAACAAAGUAGGAUUAUGGACGAUAAAUUUCAAUAUGCACCAGAGGAUCAAAUCGAUUCGAGUUUCUCUUCUCAUGUCACAUGGGACGAAAAGGCAGAAAUAUUGAAGCCCAAGAAUCAGCAGGAUGUUAGAGAAAUGACAGAAAUAGUGCAGUCAAGAGGUCUAGAGGAUGUUAGAGAAAUGGUAGAAACAGUGCAGCUAAGGACUCAACUGGAUGUUAGAGACAUGACAGAAUUUGUGCACCCAAGGUCCCAACAGGAUGUUAGAGAAAUGGAAGAAAUAGUGCAGCCAAGGACAAAGCAGGAUGUUAGAGAAAUGGCUGAAAUAGUGCAGCCAAGUACUCAAAAGGAUGUCAGAGAUAUGGAAGAAAUAGUGCAGCCAAGGACUCAACAGGAUGUUAGAGAAAUGGCAAAAAUAGAGCAACCAAGGACUCAGCAGGAUGUUAGUGAAACAUCGGAAAUUGUGCAGCCAGAGACUCAAAAGGACGUUAGAGAAAUUGAAGAAAUUGCGCAGCCAAGAUCCCAACAGGAUAUUAGAGAGAUGGCAGAAACUGUGCAGCCAAGGACUCAACAGGGUGGCACAGAAAAGGCAGAAAUGGUGGAGCCGGGCAGUCAACAGGGUGGUAGAGAAAAAGUGGAGAUGGUGGAGUCGACGAAUCAACAGCAUGAUAAAGUUAAAAAUCAAGAAUAUAAAGUUCCUGUACCUCAAUCUUCCCUGGAUCCAUGUGAAACGGAAGGCCUUUACCUUAUAAAUGAUGAACAAACGAGCACGCUAGCUAAUAUUGGUCACCCUUUAGAAUCAAUUUACGACAGGAGUGUGUUUGAUGAAAUUGGAAGUGAAACGGACAAUUAUAUGGAUGCACUCAACACAAUUGAGUCAGAAUCUGAAACUGACAUUGAUUGCCAGACUAAACGAGAAGUAGAGCCAUGCUCAUCCAAUAUAAAGUGUGAAGUAGUAGAUCCAAUGUAUGACCUCCUUGAAUCUAGUGAGCCUCAAAAGUCCUUUGACAAAGGUAUUAUUUCUAGCCUACCAAAUUUUGUUUCUUCAGAUGGUUUUUACCAUGAUCAAAGGCUUGAAAACACAAUGAAGGUUUCUAGUCCUGACCGUCCCCUAGUAACCGACCUACAUGGCAAAGAAAGUUCCACAUUGGAAUCUGAUAUCACUGAUUCCUUCCCUCCAGACUCCAAUUCUAGUUUAGAGGAUCAUUCUGGAAUUAAAUUAUUGAACAGAAUACAUGAAACCGAAAAGGUUUCUUUCUCCAGCCAUCUUUCAGAUAAGUUCUGGACUAAUGGUGGCUUACUAGGACUUCAGCCAUCAAAGCCUCCUUCUUGGGCCGUACCAAAUGCUGCUUGUGAGAACUCAAGUAAAGGUGAAAAACGUGGCCCUUCUGAUCAUGCACAGGAAAUAAAAAUGGAUAAUUUUCCAGAGGUUGCUAUUAAUAUUGAAAAGGAUUCAACUUCUAAUAAGUCCUCAUUGCACGGUGAUGAUCGUUCAAGUGAUGGACCUAGUUAUGCUCAUAUGAAUAAUGUGGUAAAAAGAAAUGUGAUAGCAGCAGCUGGAAUUGCGCUUCCAGCUGUACCUAAUGUCAAUGGCAUGCCUACUCAAACCAUUAUGGAGAAAGAUGAAAACUCCAAUCAAAAUUCUGGACUUAGCCAUCAAUUGCUUGUAAAUGGCUUUCAUAGAAAACUGACGCUACUACAUGAUGAAAGAUUUGAGGCUACAUCUAUGAAUACAGAUGGUGCAGGGAAGAGAAAUGGCUACCAAGAUACUGUUUUUGAAACAAUGUAUGAAAGGACUUCCACAGAGCAAUUAGCCAGUGAUUCUUCGUCGGAUUCAUGUCCUUCGCCCCCACUUGAUCACAUGAAGAUCUCUUUCCAUCCUGUCUGUGGUUUUGAAACUUCAAAAUUGAAACUGAGAUUUCCUGAUGGCAGUGAUGGUCGCGGAAGCAAUAAGGACAUAUUUCCAUCCUUUCAGUUGGCCCCAGAGGAGUCUAUUUCUGUGCAUGAGAUUGGCUCUGAGUCUGAUGAUGACACAUUCUGCAGAUCAUCUCCAUGUAUGUCUGAUGAUUGUCUUAGUAAUCACUCUAAGUCAAAUUCUGAGCUGUGGGAGUCUGAUGACACUCCAGAAACCACAGGCAAGAACUUGUAUGAUUUGCACCACAUGUCACAGACGGAGUCUUUGUCUACAUCAUUUGAGCUUCAGGGAAUCACAAAAAGCGGCAUCACUAUGGCUGAUGAAAGUGGAAAUUUGAACGUUAAGAAGGGCAUGGAUGAAUCUCUUUCUGGUCCAUCUCUUGAUCUUCCAUGUUUUGUCACUGUGAACCCUGUACCAAGUGGAAGAAUUAAGUCGCAAUGUUCAGAUAGCCCUACUCCAGCUCCGCCACCUCUUCCUCCUGCACAAUGGUGCGUUUCAAAAACAUCCUUAGAUGUGUCCGAUGGCCAGAAGGAUCUAUCUGCUCAUUCAAAACAAGUGGAACCAGUCUGCUCGCAGCAAGCGCCCAAUGCAAACAAGUCAAAUGGCAAGAAGCCAAAACAAGUGAUAGUGGAUGGUCAGAAAGAACUAAACCACAUUGGAAAUGACAAAGUGAUGGAUUCUAGGGAAGAUUUCCUGCAACAAAUUAGAGCAAAAUCAUUCAACCUACGGCGCACAGUGACUGAGAAGCCCAGUACUCAAACUGGACCUGCUACCCACAUCAAAGUCACAGCAAUUUUGGAGAAAGCCAACUCAAUCCGCCAGGCUGUUGGAAGCGACAAUGGUGACUCAUGGAGCGAUGCCUAAUUGUAGAUAUGAAACCAAAUUUUAGGCGUUGGAAAAGCUAUGUUUUAACAUACUCGCAACAAGCAAUACAGCCAGCGCACACAAAAAGCCUGAAAAUGCUUGUAAAUUGGAUUGCCUGCCCCUUCAUCUUCCCAGUCAAGAUUUCAUCUGUUCAUGAUCCUGAAACAAAAACGUUUCUAUCAAUCUACACGAAAAUAAACAAAUAAACAAAGAGUUGCCUUCCAUGUAGGUUGCUAAUUUCCCCAGUGAUCUAUUCAAGAAUAUAAAGUUCCUUCAAAGUCUUCAAAGAAUCAUUCAAACAAAUAUUUGGGUCAAUUCUGCAGAAAAGGAACAAAAAAUAUACAGAAUUUGAUUGCGUGGAUUGGCCAAUUGAUUGACCAAGAAAGAGCAACAUAUGUGUAAGCGAAGCCAGUCUGGAUUAUACUCUGUAUCCCAUUCAUAGAUAUGAUCUAUUACUUAUAUCUCUGCCAUUCUAAUCCA
Molecule: messenger RNA, 4375 nt
Organism: Cucurbita moschata (crookneck pumpkin)
Lineage: Eukaryota; Viridiplantae; Streptophyta; Magnoliopsida; Cucurbitales; Cucurbitaceae
Product: protein SCAR1-like
Exons: 9
Coding region: 233-3895 (1220 amino acids)
Biological process (GO): actin cytoskeleton organization; positive regulation of Arp2/3 complex-mediated actin nucleation
Cellular component (GO): cytoskeleton
Molecular function (GO): Arp2/3 complex binding; protein kinase A regulatory subunit binding
Source: RefSeq, a predicted model, not a curated record